Molecule: messenger RNA, 2041 nt
Organism: Nerophis lumbriciformis (worm pipefish)
Lineage: Eukaryota; Metazoa; Chordata; Actinopteri; Syngnathiformes; Syngnathidae
Gene: tmem121ab
Product: transmembrane protein 121Ab
Source: RefSeq, a predicted model, not a curated record
AUCUUUUUUUUUGUGUGUGUAUGUUUCAUUUUUGGCGGGCGAACGGAUUAACAAACCUUCUUCUCCUCUCAGACCCGCAAUGAGAUUCAGCACUUCGGACACAAACUAGCCGCCGACUGAAGGCCGAGGAGAGGCUGCCACGAGGCGAAACGACGGAGGAGGAGGGGCCAAGAAUGGAUACUCGGCCGAGCGCGAGAGCCUCCCCGCGGGGAUGCCGGCGCCGAACGCCAGGCCUCAAGGGCCGUUGACCUGCUGUCUCUGUGAUUUAUGGCGGCUUUGGGAGGGGGGAGGCUCCAGGCCACUGCAGACUCCUCUCUUCUCUCUCCUCCGUCCACACGCUCGGGAGUUGCACACACACGCCGCCGCUGUCUGCAGGAGGCACCCGUGGAGGAGUUCUUGGCACGGUGCGGCCGGCAACGCCUGCGUGCACGUGCAUAAAUCCACCCGCCGGAUCGCCGCGUUUGUACAUUGUCGCUCAUACAGAAAUAAACUCCUCUCUCAACAUCCCCGCACUGCAGCAAUCCCGUCGCACGUCUGUUAGACAAAGCCCGCUCUGGGAGUAUGUGUGGAUUACGAUCAGUCACGGCGUGUCAGCUGUAGAGCACCAGGGACGGCGUGGGAGUGGGAAACGACUUAAUCGAUGCGACUCUUUCCAACAAGUGCUCGGUAACGCAGGAUUCGGACAAAAAAUCCCCUCGUAAACGGAGAGAGCCAAGCGGUGCCCUCGCCAUGGUGUUGCCGCCCCCCGACAAACGCCACGUGUGCUUGACCACCAUUGUCAUCAUGACCAGCAUGGCCUUCAUGGACGCCUACCUGGUGGAGCAGAACCAGGGGCCCAGGAAGAUCGGCGUGUGCAUCAUCGUGCUGGUCGGGGACGUGUGCUUCCUCAUAGUGCUGCGAUACGUGGCGGUGUGGGUCGGAGCCGAGGUGCGCACGGCCCGGCGGGGAUACGCCAUGAUCCUCUGGUUCCUCUACAUCUUCGUGCUGGAAAUCAAACUCUACUUUGUGUUCCAGAAUUGCAAGGCGGACAGGAAGAGUCUGGAGACGGUGGCGCGGAAGGCAUUGACGUUACUUUUAUCGGUGUGCGUGCCCGGUCUGUACUUGGUUCUCGUGGCGCUGGACAGCAUGGAGUACGUGAGGACUUUCCGGAAGAAGGAGGACAUGCGAAGCCGCCUGUUCUGGGUGGCGCUGGACUUACUCGAUCUCCUGGACAUCCAAGCCAACCUGUGGGAGCCCCAACGCACGGGUCUGCCCAUCUGGGCCGAGGGCCUGAUGUUCUUCUACUGCUACAUCUUGCUGCUCAUCCUGCCCUGCGUGUCGCUGAGCGAGAUCAGCAUGCAGGGCGAGCACAUGACCCCGCAGAAGAUGAUGCUCUACCCGGUCCUGAGCUUGGUCACCAUCAACGUGGUCACCAUCCUCAUACGAGGCGUCAACAUGGUGCUCUUUCAGGACAGCCGCGUGUCCACCAUCUUUGUGGGCAAGAACGUGGUGGCCAUCGCCACCAAGGCCUCCACCUUCCUGGAGUACCGCAGGCAGGUGAAGGAGUUCCCUCACCCUCAAAACGCCAUGGCCAUGGAGAUGCAGCAGAACUCGGUCGGCCACACGCAGACUCUGCCCAACGCCACCACCACUUUGCCGCACGAACCCACGCCGGCGCAGGACGUCAUUGAAUCGUGACCGCCAUCCUGCGCCUAGAAUGUAACCAGCAACACAACUCGACCUGUGAAUUUUAGUCAUACAACAAAAUGUUCUGAAAGUUGUGUUUAGUAGGGUCCAUCUCUUUUGUAACAAUGCUUCUUGCAAUUAAAUAUAGCGUCCAGAUGAGCAAAAUAUUAUUUUUUGCUCAAUCAAUUCCUUUUUGAGUAAUGGGUACAUAACUAACUGUACUUGUACUCGCCAGACUCAAUGUCGCCCCCUUUUGGUGUGACGUCAUCUACAGAACUGAAGCUUAUUUUCUCGCACAGACAGUGUGGAUAAAGGCAUGUAAAACUAUUAUUUAUGUCCAUUAAUUGCAAAACUGAUAUGAAUCAGAGUCAAAAAC